CGCACCUUAACUGAAAAGUUCGGUUGUCUUAGCAACAGUAGCUCAGGGAAGCGGUCAGGAUAAUCCACUAUGCCAGGGAAGAUUUAACCAUGCUUGGCUACAUAUGGAAAAGUACAUGUCAUGGGUUACAACAGACAAAGACCCGGGACGAGCGCAGUGCAGGUUGUGUGGUGGCAAAACAUUCGACAUUUCCAACAUGGGAGAGGCGUCAUUAACGAGCCAUGCUAAAGGAAGCAGACAUCAGAGCCGCUGCUAGCGAAGCUAAAGCUACCCCCAUCACCGGUUAGCUCACCACAGCGAGGGCAACUGCUACGCCGAGCAGCACGUCUCUCUCUUCGGGAACAGUCAGUUUGAGCGACAGUGAACGUGAGUGUAGCAGUGUCCUGGACAUGAGGAGUGAACCAUACCAGCCUGAUCCGAAACUCAACAGAGUCCAGCAACUUCAGUACAAGAAGUUACGGUUUCAGGCAAAGUGGUAAACAGACAUAGCCGGGAGUAAUCAUGACUGUUAUUAAAUACACCGGUUCUUUUCCCACGUCACCUGUCAAAGUGCUCAUAUUGGAACCCUUCCUUGAACAGAGCAUUUCCUCCAUCAUGUGGUCGUGCAUUGCCCUUUCCCUGCUGUGCAUGGGGUUAGCAGGGUGUACAGAGAAGGCCGCCACGUCAGCCCUCCUGGAACACACGGCUGCUGACUUCAACGAGAAAUUACAUUCUGGAAAGACGAUGUUCAUCUAUUUCCAGCAGCAAGUCUCCUCAACCAUCUCUCUCUUCCUGGUGGAGCUGGAGCAGUCCGCUGACGCUCUGAAGUAUUAUGGAGUGCUGGUUGGCAAGGUCAACUGCAAUAAAGAGCCGGUUCUAGGGUACUGCACGGAAGAAAAGGCCCUGAACACAGCGUUUCUCUUCAGGGGUGGCAAGGAGUUCCUGGGUUUUAACUUGGACACCGUGUUCGACGUCAACUCCAUCGUCUCGGAGGUCUUAUUCUCCAUUCUGCGCGAAGAGAUCAAGUACGUUCACACAGAAAGUGACCUGCUUGCCAUGGAGAAGGCAGCCAGAGGGAAGAAGAACAUCGCGCUGGGCUACGUCAGCAAUCUGGGAACACCAGAGCACAGAUCGAUGAUGGAGACGGCGUAUGUGUACGGAUCCAAAUACCAGUUCAGCCUCAUAACUGGAGGCCCAGUUUUGAACCACUUGGGUCUCGAUGAGAAGUCUCGCUCGUCCCAAGUGUGGUUCCUCCACUGCGGAGCUCACAGCGGGUCCAAGACCUCCGAGCACUGUCCCUCGACCCGCAUGAGCAAACCGCUGUCCACACUCGGCAUCCACUCCUUCCUGCAGCUCAUGGAGGCUCCACUUGUGUAUGAAGUUUACGAUGACCCGUCCUCGGUCCAGUCCCCUCAGUUCCCCUACCAGGACACCCCCCAGGUCUUCCUGUUCUCUCGCCCCGCAACCAAGCAGGAGGACCUCGACACGGCCACCGCUCUGGCCUGGAGGCUUCGCGGCCUCGCCCUGCUGGUGCUCGUGCACAAGCAGAGUCCUGCAGUGAAAACCCCUGAUGAAUAUAAUGCUGCUUACAGGCUGCCUGAGAAAGGUUCAGAGGUGAAGUAUUUGACCUCAAACAGCCCCGAUGAGCUGUUGGCACUCUUUAAAAACCAAGAGGAAGAAGAGGAAGUUGAUGAUGACAAGCCGCCGAGAAUGAAUUCAGAAUUCCACAACCUGGACGAUGAAAUCGUGGUGUCCGCAUUCGAAAACCGCCUCAACUUGCCGGACUCGGACUCACUCACCCAACUGACAUCCGACAACUUCCACGCCACAGUGGCUCAAAGCAGCCUGACGGUGGCGCUCUUCCACCUCCCAUGGGAGGCUGUUUCAAAGACCUUUCUCAGCUCAUACAUUGACGUGGCCGAGAGACUUGAAGGUUCCGAGGUCCAGAUGACCGUGGUCAACUGUGCGGAGUGGACCGACCUCUGCGCCGCCGAGUCGGGCGCCUCCCCCCCGUUCCCGUUCCAGCCGGUCACGGUCUUCCCCGCCGUCUUGCUGCUCCGCCCCGAGGAGUCGGCCCAGCACUACGGAGGCAUGCUGGGUACCGAGGCGCUGCAUCGCUUCAUCGCGCUGAGCCAGCCGGCUUUUCCGGCGAUACUGUCCACCCAAGAGGAAGUAACAUCAUUCCUCCAGGAAGUGCCUCACCUCGGGCCAGCGGGCUACAAGCCCGAUCGUGCACUGGGGCUGUUUGAGACUCAAGCAGACGCAGGUGUACGGCCGUUCAUUGAAGCAGCAAAGUCAUUGAGAGGAGAAGUGCUGACCGGACUGCUGACAGAUGGGCUGGCAGAGAAGUGGGCGGCGCAGCACAACGUGGAUCUUCCUGCAGUGUUAGCGUUUCCGUCUUGGGACACGCACACCCGGCCCUCCGCGCUGCCCUCGUCCACCUCCGCCGAGGAGUUUCUCUCCCGCAUCAGCAACGCGCUGCUGCAUCCACUGCCGGAGCUGACGGUGGAAAACCUGCCGUCCUUCCUCUCCCAGGGCAAAGGCCUCCUCCUCCUCUUCGUGGGAGAGGAGGAGGACGAGAUCGGGCGGAGGCAGAACCAGGCGCUGCUGGAUGAGAUGAGAGGAUUGGUGGAGCUGGGGGGCCAGCGGAUGGAGCCAUACCUGGUCUGCUGGAUCCACCUCGGCCGCACUCCAGCUGGUAUGUCGGUCCUGGGGUCAUACCUGGGCUCCAUGCCCCCCCUCCCUGCCCUGGUCCUUGCCCAUUUGCCCACUGGAAGUGAGAUCUACCAGUACACCCCCAACACGCCCAUAGUUGCCUCCUCCGUCCUGCAGUGGGUGCAGAGGGUCGAGGACGGGACUGAUUCUGCAGCAGGCAUGUUGGGUGGAGACAGCUGGCCUCCCGCUUCCGAGUUGUUAGACUUCCUGAAAAUCAUGGACAUGCAGGUCCCCGAAUUCCGCCAGCAGCCGGCUCCCAAGGCGACGGUGGAGAAAGGUGCGGCGGUAGAAAAAGCAGGAGAUCCCUCGUCCAGCAAGUACACUCACACCGAACUGUAGGAGAACGAUUAAACAUUUUUACCCUCUUCA
This is a messenger RNA of Cyclopterus lumpus (lumpfish), 3063 nucleotides long. RefSeq names its product thioredoxin domain containing 16 (gene txndc16). The transcript is spliced from 22 exons. NCBI's taxonomy places the organism in Eukaryota, Metazoa, Chordata, Actinopteri, Perciformes, Cyclopteridae. The record is from RefSeq and is a predicted model, not a curated record. The coding region runs from base 502 to 3033 and encodes 843 amino acids.